Molecule: messenger RNA, 1110 nt
Organism: Musa acuminata AAA Group (dessert banana)
Lineage: Eukaryota; Viridiplantae; Streptophyta; Magnoliopsida; Zingiberales; Musaceae
Product: partner of Y14 and mago
Exons: 5
Coding region: 173-922 (249 amino acids)
Biological process (GO): exon-exon junction complex disassembly
Cellular component (GO): exon-exon junction complex; cytoplasm
Molecular function (GO): RNA binding
Source: RefSeq, a predicted model, not a curated record
CAAUUACUCAUUAAUCCCUCUUUUAUCACCUUCUUCGCUCUCCCAUUGGGUCAAUAGUCCACAAGAAAGAGAAAGAGGAGGGAGGGCAAAACCCCAGCAGGACGCACAGCUAGUUCCCCCACCGCACCGCACCGCCCCCUGCCUCCUCCCACCCUUGGACUCCGCGGCGGCGAUGGCCAGUGCUGGCGACGACCCACCGCCGCCCCGCCUUCUCUCCAUCCCCAAGGAGGGCGAGCGGAUCCUCGCGCCCACCCGGAGGCCCGACGGCACCCUCCGCAAGCCCAUCCGCAUCCGCGCCGGUUACGUCCCCCAGGACGAGGUCGCCAUCUACCAGUCCAAGGGCGUGCUCUUGAGGAAAGCGAGCGAGCCCGAGGUGCCACCGGGGUACGAUCCAGCGCUGGCUGAGAAACCGAAGACCAAAUCGGCAAAGAGGAAUGAGAGGAAGAAGGAGAAGCGGCAUCAGGCUGCUCUUGAAAAGGAAAAGACCUUGGAUACAGAACAAGCCGAGGUAAUAAAAACUGAACCGGUUCCUUCUGCCGAAAGUAUUGCUCAAGGAGAGGAAUCCGUGGAAUUAGUUACAGAUCAGAUAAGUAGGAUAUCUGUCUCUGCAACACCAGUGGUGGUCAGCCCUUCCACUGAUACAGUGGAGAUUCCCAAAGCCGAGUCUUCUGGUGUGGAUUUAGAUAAAAGAAUUCGAGCACUAAAAAAGAAGAUACGACUCGCAGAAGCACAGCUACAGGGUGACCAGCAAAGCAUGAAGCCUGAGCAAGUGGAGAAGAUGAGAAAAAUGGAUGGGUGGCGUGAGGAACUUAAACUCUUGGAGGACCGAAAGUGUUCUUGGGUGUUCUCUUAUGUGGGCUGCACAAUCUUCUCUAAUUGUGGGUGUGCUGAACCGACACCAAAACCUGUAGCAUUUGGGUAGGCAAUUUACGUUGUUCGUGUGUGCCCUCGAGCUUUGUAGUUAUCAUGUUUUAUGUAUCGGUGAAUCCUUCAUCUGGAAGUACUGAUACCGCCAUGGAGUUUCUCCUUUCAGUGUCAAUGGUUAUCAUCAUCAUUGUUGGAAACUUCUUUUUCUACUUUUGGGAUAUUAAGAAUCCCUUGUUUGAUGAA